AUGGAAAGCACCAAUGGAACUGAACAACCUCUUGAAGACGAUGAAGCUGCCGAGAUACAAGUGUACAAGUUCUAUGCAGCCGCAAUAAUUGUGAUUUUUAUCUUGGCUUUGCCUCUGAAUGCAUCUGUCAUCCACCUCUUUAUUUUCAAGCUAAGGUUUUGGAAAUCCAGCACAAAUAAUAUCUUCCUCUUCAACCUGGUUUUGGCUGACAUCCUCCUGCUGAUCUGCUUGCCCAUAAAGGCCUAUACCUUCAUCCAGGGAGUUAGAAAUAGUAACAAUGACGCUGUCUGCAAAGCCAUGCUUUUCAUGUUGUUUUUAAACCGUGGAGCUAGCAUCGCCUUCCUAACAGCGACUUCCAUCCAUCGGUAUUUUCAUGUGGUGCACCCUGGUCGAAAAAGUCCCCUAAAAGCGCUUAAGAAGUCUCCACAGAUCUCUGUCCUCAUCUGGGUGCUGCUUCUGCCUCUCACCAUCCCCACCAUGCUCAAAAACUUUGACUGCUCUUACAGCCUCAUUAAAGAAAAUGCUACCGUGAUCAAGGAUGUGGUGGAUGGCAUCAGAGAGACUGUAAUCUUUACUCAGAUCCUGAUCCCGUUUGUCAUCCUGCUCUACUGCACUGUGCGCAUCGUCAACCGACUCAGGAAAAAAACAGUCGGGGAUAGGACCAAGCUGAAGAGAGCGGUAUUUCUGGUCACUGCUGUCAUGGUGCUCUUUUCAUUCUGUUUCCUCCCCUGCACCAUAGCCAGGAUGGUUCUGCUUACCAUUCGGGUCAAAGAUAUGCCUGAUUACAUCGAGCACAAAGCUGUAGUGGCCUUUGAUGGCCUCGUGGUCCUCUCCUACAUAGACUGUCUGCUCGACCCACUUGUCUACUGCUUCUCUAGCACCAAGUUCAAAGCACUUUAUCUAUCCAAUUACUUCCCAUUUUUAGUAAAAGAAACUCCACAGGUCAGCUCAACAGGAAAGUCAAACAGAACUACAACUGCUACUGUCAUUUCAUGUUUAUGA
Molecule: messenger RNA, 1002 nt
Organism: Pundamilia nyererei
Lineage: Eukaryota; Metazoa; Chordata; Actinopteri; Cichliformes; Cichlidae
Product: hydroxycarboxylic acid receptor 2-like
Exons: 2
Coding region: 1-1002 (333 amino acids)
Biological process (GO): G protein-coupled receptor signaling pathway
Cellular component (GO): membrane
Molecular function (GO): G protein-coupled receptor activity
Source: RefSeq, a predicted model, not a curated record